This is a messenger RNA of Dunckerocampus dactyliophorus (ringed pipefish), 5272 nucleotides long. It is a transcript of the gene tubgcp5, whose product is annotated as tubulin, gamma complex associated protein 5. Lineage: Eukaryota; Metazoa; Chordata; Actinopteri; Syngnathiformes; Syngnathidae. Gene Ontology annotation, molecular function: microtubule minus-end binding; gamma-tubulin binding. The transcript has 23 exons. Bases 1790 to 4834 code for a protein of 1014 amino acids. The record is from RefSeq and is a predicted model, not a curated record. Gene Ontology annotation, cellular component: equatorial microtubule organizing center; gamma-tubulin complex; spindle pole. Gene Ontology annotation, biological process: microtubule nucleation; meiotic cell cycle; cytoplasmic microtubule organization.
UAGUUCUCGGCCCGGUUCAUCCGGUUGUUGGGCACCAGCAGACGCUUGUACUUGUCAUUCUGCUUCUUGCUCCUCAGCACCUGGAUGCUCUCCUUCACCAGCGCUUGCUUGGACUUCAGGCGGGAGUUGUGGACCGCCCUAGGGUCCCGAAAGAGCUGCACGAUGUGGAGCUUUACGGCCGGGUCCUUCAUCAGGGGCACCAGGGUGUUGAGGUCCAAAACACGCACCCCUUUAAUGACCACCACAGGGUACUUCUUGCACUCCCGCUCCAGAUCCCUGAUGUCCCGCUUGGGGCACUUGGCGCAGCGGUCCUCCUGGACCAGACCGACAUGGUGCCGCUUGUGAGCGUCGCACAGCGGCUCGGAGCACACAACCUUGUUCAUCUUCCAGCCGAAGAUGAAGGCGGUGGUGAGGUUCUGCGUGCCGGCGUAGAGCUUGAGCACGGAGAAGUCGCAGCGGAACAAGGCGCUCAUCAUGUCGCGCACGGCGCCCUGCAGGCUGCCCGCGUCGCCCGGGUACAAAGCCUGCCAGAUGUGCCACAUGGGCUCGUACAGGUAGAAGACAUCUGGGUGCUGGUUGAAGAGCUCCCCCAGGAACGACGAGCCGGUCCUCCAGGUGGCGUGCAAGUAGAUGUGCGUGCGGGGCCGGCUGCUGUUCCCGGGCGCCUCUGUGGCGUUAGCGCCGUCCACCUUGUCGCCGCGCUCCCACAGCACCGCCACUGCGUUCUUCAGGUCCGAGCAGCGGGACUGCUGCUGCAGCAGCUUGGCGCCAUGCAGCGACUUGUCUCCGAAGUCGAACACAUACGGGAUGAGCAGGAGCAGACCCGAGUAGGCGAGGAUCAGAAUCAAGUAUUUCUUUUGCAGCCUCCUCUUCAUCUCUUGGUUGUGGACGGGUCGCUGCAGUCAAAGCGCUGUGACGGCUGCAGCGAAGUUCUGGUCGAUCGGCAGUGAAGCGGCUGGGACUGUGGGGACGAAUAAGCCACGCCCCGUUUGCAAAAAAACACGCACACGCACACAAAUCUAUCAAGUUUGCCCACGCACACGCUUCAGUGUUGCACUUAAUGUAAUGUUGGAGCACUUUAAAGUGAUACAUGUCGCUUUUAAUUGUGCAUCUGAUGGAAAACUCUUUAAAAUCGCGUUGCUGGGAUGAGAGAGAAGUGCCGGAGACUUUUUACAGGGAAGAUUGCCCAGUGUUGCCAUCUUCUGUAACCGAGCAACGUUAGCUGCUGGAGUUUAAACUUAACAUAUCAGCUUUGGAUUCAAAAGACCAGGUACAAAAUCAAACUAUAACACCUCUGUUGUAAAUUGAUGUUUAUUUGGGGUGAAAUGUGCAAGGUUACAAAAAAGGCUUGAAUAAUAACUUCCUGUUCGUGACGUAACCGCGUAGUGAAUUGUGGGAAACAGGUAAAUAAAAUGCCGUGACCCUGCUUCCAUUGCAUAAUUGUAGCUCUUAUUUCAUUUUGCGUUAAUUUAAAAGUGUAAAUCAACAGUACAUGUAAAAUACAAUAAAGAAAUAGCUACAAAGUGCAUUUAAAUCCGCGUUUUGUUCCGCGCAUGCGCAACCCUAUUCAGGAAGCUAUCGUCGCGCGCUGUUGGGUGAAGAUGGUGCUGCAGUUCAGGCUGCUUAGGCUACAGAAACACACAAACAAUCAAACAAAUACAUAAAUAGACAGAUAAUUUACUCAUCUCCAAGAGAAAUGCACGGUGCGGUAUUGUGGUAUUAUGGCAUGAUGGUAUUACCCUGGUUAUAUUAGCGCGUUAUUUAGCGGCCAACCUGACAGAUAUUGGUCAUGGCUCACUGGAGCACCUUCGAGAAGGAGACGGAGAGGGAGACCAAGAAGCUGAUCAGGUGUGUUUGUAGUCUAGCGGAGGAUGAGGAGGAGCCCAACUUCCAGCUGGCACUCAAAUUUGCCUGGUCCAACUUCAGGUUCCAUCGUUUCCUGGAUGUGGACAGUCACAAAGUGCAGCGUAGCGUCAGUGGAAUCUAUGAGAAACUCAUGGUCCACUCGGAAGUGAGUAAAGCCGAAAGCUGGAUGAGGCUGACUGAGGAGUUCCUAAACUCACCUUUAUCUAAUUCCAACGAUACAAAGACCGAUGCCCACUACAGCAUACUGUCACUGCUGCUAUGCUUAUCGGGCUCGCCCUCCAACACCAACUUUACGGAGAGACCCCGUGUGAAGGAGGCUGAGCCAGAGGACAGCUUUGACUGGGCCACAUAUCUGAUGGAGGGAGAGGACGUAGACCGCGGCCCGUUCCCAGAUACGCCUGAGUGGUCUGAGGAGGAGAGCGAGGAUGAGGACGGCCAUCAGCCAAUCAGCAGGGAGGACUCCGGGAUCCAGCUGGACAAAACCCCCCAGGAGGACAAAGACAAUGCAAGCAAGACAGUCCCAGUCACGUGGACAGUGGGCGAACCCGAUGCCCGGGCCUGGCUCGAGCGGCAUGUGGUGACCCCCUACUGGGUGCCGCACAGCCCUCGAUUCGCCCACAGCCUCCAUUUGCACUCCAACCUGCUCAAUGUCUGGGACCAGCACCUGUACAACACGGAUCCCCUGUAUCUGCCUGAAGAAAAAGCCUUUGUCACAGAGACACAAGCUAUCAGAGAAACACUGUGGCUUCUGUCUGGGGUUAAGAAACACUUCUUAUUCCAGCAUCACGAUGGAAAAGUGUCAGUCAGGAAUAACGUGGUGGUAACUCAUCUCACCGGUAACUGCCUGCGCUCCGUGCUGGAGCACAUCGCCGUGUACGGCCAGGCGGUGUCGCGGCUGCAGAGGUUCAUCGACGAGGUGACGGGGCACAGCCCGGAGGUCGGCCCGGCCGGGUCUUGUUCCGCCCACGCCUCCAAGAGGGGCUCGGAGCCUCCCUUUAGGACCUACCAGGCCUUUGUGUGGGCCCUCAACAAGUUCUUCACCAGCUUCAAGGAGGAGCUUACAACCAUCGAGAGAGGACUCGUCUGCAAAGACGAGACGGUGACCCUGUCGGCCGUUCUGGAGCGCCUCAACCCUCACCUCGCUCAAAUCAAAGUGCUCCACAGGGUCUUCUGCACCGGGAUCGCCGAGGUCCCCCCCGAGACCCCCAACGUGGUGCGGGCGUCCCACCUGCUCAACACGCUGUACAAAGCCAUCAUCGAGUACGACAGCGUCGGAGAAGCUUCCGAGCAGACGGUGGCGUUACUCUUCUCACUGUGGACUGAGACCGUCAGACCAUACUUGGAGAUAGUGGACGAAUGGAUUGUCCACGGCCACCUGUUUGACCCCGCCAAGGAGUUCAUUAUCCAAAGGAACAAAGACGUGCCGGUGAACCACAGGGACUUCUGGUACGCCACCUACACGCUCUACAGCAUAUCCGAGACAGUGGAGAGCGAAAUGAACGACGCGGCCAGCGGCAGCUCCGGAGGCGACGCUGCCGGCACCGGCAACAGGCAGCUCACCAUGGUGUCCUUCCUCAAGCCCGUCCUCAAGCAGAUCAUCAUGGCCGGGAAGUCCAUGCAGCUGCUCAAAAACCUGCACUGUAAGGACCACCGACAAUCUGACAGGUCCUCGAGAGAUGCCGAGCGGAAGAGUUUAUACACGCUGUUCCUGGAGUCGGUCCAGUCUCGCCUCUGCAGCCAAGGCGACUCCCCCGCCGGCACGGUGACAGAGCAACAGGCCACGAGGAGGAGCCUGAUCAAGAUGCAGUCCAUCAUCGCGCAGCAUCUGGAGAUGGACGACCUCCACGACCCACUGCUGGCUAUCAACUUUGCCAGGCUCUACUUGGAGCAGAGCGACUUCCACGAGCGCUUCUCCAAGGACGACUUCACUGUGGAUCGCUCGUCCCAGGCGGUCACCUGCCAGACGUUCGAGCUUACGUUGCGCUCCUGCCUUUACCCUCACAUCCAGAAGCGCUACAUCGAGUGCUGCGGGAGCCUCAUGAAAACGCUCAAAAAGGACUACAAGCUGCUGGAGUACCUCCAAGCCAUGAGGAACUACUUCCUGCUGGAGGCCGGAGACACCAUGUACGACUUCUACACGGCCAUCUUUGACAAGGUGCAGGAGAAGGAGAGCUGGCAGCAGCCGUCCUUCCUCAACGUGCAGCUGCAGGAGGCCGUGGGACAGCGCUGUCCGGAGGACAGUAGCAGAUUGUCCAUCUUCUUGGAGGCAAUGGACCCAGCCCGGAAAAAACAUCCCGUCAAUAAUCUAGAAGUGCUGACCCUCAGUUACAAGGUUCCUUGGCCUGUCGAUAUUGUGAUCAGCUCCGAGUGCCAGAAGAUUUACAAUCAGGUGUUCCUGCUCCUGCUGCAGAUCAAGUGGGCCAAGUACAGUUUGGACACGCUUCGAUUCAGCGAUUUUAUGGACUGCACUAAGAAACUGGAGGGGGCGCCGGCUGACGGCAUGAAGGCCAAGGAGCCGGUGAAGCAGCAGAUUCAUCGCAUGUGUUUACUGAGGGUCAAACUCAUGCACUUUGUCAACAGCCUUCACAACUACAUCAUGACCAGGAUCCUGCACAGCACAGGCCUGGAGUUCCAGCACCAAGUGCAGGAGGCCAAGGACCUGGACCAGCUGAUCAAGAUCCAUUACAGAUAUUUGGCAACCAUUCACGACCGCUGCUUACUGAGGGAGAAGGUCAGCUUUGUCAAGGAAGCCAUCAUGAAGGUGCUCAAUCUGGUCCUCAUCUUCUCGGACCGAUGGCAAGCCGGAUUUGGAGCCUGGAAGAUUGAAUCCAUUGACAAAAUGGAGUCUGAUUUCAAAAACUGCCACAUGUUCCUGGUGACCAUCCUCAAUAAGGCCGUGUGCCGAGGCUCCUUCCCUCACCUGGAGUCCCUCGCCCUCUCGCUGAUGGCGGGCUUUGAGCAGUGCUGACAGGCAUCGGCUUGGACGCCAGCGGACUUUUUUCCAUGCCGUUGUCCUCUAAGCUCGCCACUUAGAGCUCUACGAGUCAACAGACUGUACAUAUAUUUGCUGUAAAUGUCUUUUUACCAGCUGUCUUGCUCAUAAUGUGGUACACGUAAAGCUCAAUACAGUAUUGAAGUCAUUUUUAAAAGGCAUGAGCACUCUUUUCCAUACAUUCAUUGAUUUAAGGCCACAAAUAAAUACAUUUGGCACUACCUGUUUGCCCUCGCUCAUAAACACAUUAUAACGCACCUGGUCUGCCAGAGAAUAAGAGGAUGAGUUUUGUCACUUUGGAUACCCCUGCACUAGGGGCCAUUUUUGCAUCUACAAGGGAUCUAAGCAUUUUGGUUCAGCAAUAACAUUUUUUGGCAUAUGCACUGAGGGAAGUAAAAUAUUAUCAACAUGAUA